Molecule: messenger RNA, 513 nt
Organism: Symbiodinium sp. CCMP2456
Lineage: Eukaryota; Dinophyceae; Suessiales; Symbiodiniaceae
Source: the annotation of a GenBank genome assembly
AUGGUUCGACAUCCUUGCGAGCGGUUCGUAUCUGCCUUUACCUACUCGCGAAGUUAUGCAAAUCCCUCAGAGAGGCGGUGGCACCGGCAGAAGAUCGGCGACAGGAAUCUCACCAGCUACGUGGCUUCGAAGGACUUCGGUGGUGACCCUUUCUGGAGAUUUCUUCAUUUUCAGCCCCAGUAUUCGUUUCUCUUCUUCGCCAACAAGACGUUUGGAGUGGACCUCCUUCUAUGUCAGGACAACUGGACCAGAAGCAUGGAGAGGUUGGGCGAGUACUUGAAGCCCGCACAGCUCCCUGCUGACAUGAAGCGGAAGCGCACUCGCAAUACGACACACGCAAUGUGCUCUGACCUGCCCCAGAAGACACGUCAGAGAAUCGAGAAAGCCUAUGCAAUGGACAUCUGCCUGUUUUAUCCAACUGAUGCUGCAACGGCGUGCAAAGGGUUGUCUGCGAAGGAGCUUACUGCGCGCUUUCAACUGUGCAAGUCUCGCGUGUUGGGCAAAAGGCGUUGA